Pelobates cultripes (western spadefoot toad) is the source of this 12626-nucleotide messenger RNA. Lineage: Eukaryota; Metazoa; Chordata; Amphibia; Anura; Pelobatidae. The record is from the annotation of a GenBank genome assembly.
AUGGAGGGGUGAGAUACUGACACAACAACACCACAACAACACAACUACACAACACUGACACAACAACACCACAACACAACUACACAACACUGACACAACAACACACUGACACAGCAACCCCACAACAACAACACACUGACACAACAACACAACACUGACACAACAACACACUGACACAGCAACCCCACAACAACAACACAACACACACUGACACAACUACACACACUGACACAACACAACAACGACACAACUACACACACUGACACAACUACACACACUGACACAACAACACACUGACACAACAACACAACACUGACACAACAACACACUGACACAGCAACCCCACAACAACAACACAACACACACUGACACAACUACACACACUGACACAACACAACAACGACACAACUACACACACUGACACAACUACACACACUGACACAACAACACACUGACACAACAACACAACACUGACACAACAACACACUGACACAACUACACACACCGACACAACAACACACCGACACAACAACACAACAACCACAACUACACACACCGACACAACCACACACACCGACACAAACAACACACCGACACAACAACAACACAACAACGAUGAAGGAACCACACGACACCGACACACAACCACACACACUGACACAACAACACACCGACACAACAACACAACAAAUCCACAACCACACACACUGACACAACCACACACACUGACACAACUACACACACUGACACAACUACACACACUGACACAACUACACACACUGACACAACAACACACUGACACAACAACACACUGACACAACAACACACUGACACAAUAACACACUGACACAAUAACACACUGACACAACAACAACAACACACUGACACAACAACACCACAACAACAACACAACACACUGACACAACAACACCACACACACUGACACAACAACAACACAACACUGACACAACAACACCACAACAACACACUGACACAACAACACAACAACAACACAACACUGACACAACAACACCACAACAACACAACACUGACACAACAACACACUGACACAGCAACCCCACAACUACACACACUGACACAACAACACAACACACUGACACAACAACACACUGACACAACAACACAACACACACUGACACCACAACACACUGACACAACAACACAACACACACUGACACAACACACUGACACAACACACACUGACAUAACACACACUGACACAACAACACACACUGACACAACAACACAACAACAACACACUGACACAGCAACCCCACAACUACACACACUGACACAACAACACACUGACACAACAACACACUGACACAACAACACACCGACACAACAACACACUGACACAACAACACACUGACACAACAACACACUGACACCACAACACACUGACACCACAACACAACACACACUGACACCACAACACACUGACACCACAACACAACACAACACACACUGACACAACAACACACUGACACAACAACACAACACACACUGACACAACAACAACACAACACUGACACAACAACACACUGACACAACAACACACUGACACAACAACACACUGACACCACAACACACUGACACCACAACACACUGACACCACAACACAACACACACUGACACAACAACACACUGACACAACAACACAACACACACUGACACAACACACACUGACACAACAACACACUGACACAACAACACAACACUGACACAACACACUGACACAACAACAACACACUGACACAACGCACACUGACAGAACAACACGCGUUAAUACACCCUACCACUGACACAGUGUUACACUACACACACUGAUACACACUGCUACACAGUGACACUACACAUUAAUGCAGCCUAACACUGACACUACACACAGUGACAGUACACACAAUGCGAACAGAACUAGACACACUGACACUACACACAGUGUAUGAAACACAAAAUGGUUUAGGCACUCCAAGGUUCAGAAAUGGCAAAUUUAUUGAAGCCCAAUGUAACAAAGAAUGUGUAGGUUGAAACGUUGGUUUGUACUUUAAUAAAUUUGCCAUUUCUGAACCUUGGAGUGCCUAAACCAUUUUGUAUUUUGUAUUUCAUGCUUAUUGUUAUUGGGACCUGAUGCUUGGUCCUGGUUCGGUUGCACCCUGUCUCAGAGUGAUUGGAUUGAGUGCAGUUCCUUAUUGCUUUUUGGAAAAAAACUACACACAGUGUAAACACAACUACACACUGACAGUACACAUAGUGUAAACACAACUACACACACUGACAGUACACAUAGUAUAAACACAACUACACAUAGUGACAACCAUACACAACCUGACACUAAUAUACACACACUGACAGUACACAUAGUGUAAACACAACUACACACACUGACAGUACACAUAGUGUAAACACAACUACACAUAGUGACAACCAUACACAACCUGACACUAAUAUACACACACUGACAGUACACAGUGUAAACACAACUACACACACUGACAGUACACAUAGUAUAAACACAACUACACACACUGACAGUACACACAGUGUAAACACAACUACACACAGUGUAAACACAACUACACACAGUGUAAACACAACUACACACAGUGACAACCAUACACAACCUGACACAAAUAUACACACACUGACACUACACACACUGUAGGCACAACUACACAAACUAAAUGCAAACACUAAAUGUACAGUGACAUACAAUAAAAUACACUGACACUUCCUCACACACACACACACAUAACAUCAAACUGACACAAUAAAUGUUCUCAUCUGAUGCUAUUCCUCACACUGCAAUGCAAUAUGUUGACACCAACUAGUGAUAUUUGUCUCUUUGACUGUAAUAAACACACAUUUGCCGUUAUGAAAAUCAGCAAUGUGUGUUUUUGAAGUGUAAUUUGCUGUUCUUGAAGUUUAUGAUUGUAUCUUUCGCUCUAUGAUUGGAGCUGUCAGUGGGCUAGUAGUCUGUUUGAAGAUUUUUCUCUGCUUUCUCUAAUUGCUUUAAGGCUGUGUUGUCACUUGUGUUUUUUGUGUUUUUUUUUGUUUUGUUUUGUCACUGACAGAGUUGUGCAAUCUUUCUGCUCUCAAUAGUGCAGACGCUCGAAAUGAGGUCUUAUGGGGCACCCUGUGUGCCGUCAUUCAGAUACCAUAGGUGCAUGAGAAGAUGUGGUUUCCCUGUACCAAUCUCAAUUGGAGACUAGUAUUUUGGGAGGAAAUUGUUACUUGCACAAUAUGAGGCAGCUCACUCUUUACUUUCUGUGUUUUAUAAUGGUACCAUUUCAGUGACAUUCCUAAGCAAGAUAUAUUUUUUUCAUUAAAAUUCUAUCUUUAUGAUAAUCUCAGGACUGAUAUUGCCGCUUUAAAGCAGCAAGAUCUAUGUAGGUUCAGGUAUGUUCCUUCUGAUUGCAAACAAACACUCCAUUGUUAAAAAUAAAUAUACUGCUUUUUUAUUUAAAAAAAAUGUUUAUGGUUUCAAUAAGGUAGGGGGGUACAGAAAGUUAAAAGGGGAGGCACCAUCAGUUAUCAUUACACAGCAUUAUACAAGUAACCAAUACUAAGACAGUUAUUAUACGAUAAGAGUUGUUGCUACUACAUUUUAUUUAUUUUUUUCAUAAAAAAAAAGCAGUGGGUGUAGCAGUCCCCAAACAAUGAGCAUUUCAGUAAGUGUAAGUGCUAUACAAACCAGUAUAAUAAUGUUUUCUAUCAUUCAACAAUAACUCUACUUGGUUUGUGGCUAGAAGCAUAUGUCAACCCAGUGCUAAUCAACCCUAGGCAUCUUUCAUCUUGUUGUUACAAGGUUUUGAGGGCUAUCCGAUCUCCAUGUGUUCCAAAAGUUCCAUGAUUCGGUAUAAAGUUUGGAGGGGGAGAAUAUGGUUCCAAAACAUUUUUCGUAUAUGUGUUGUUUGUUGUUUGUCUAAGGCAUUAAGCACUUUUGAAAUUUGGGGCGCUAUAGGGGAUUUACAAGCUCUUGAAAUCAAUUGCUAUGCUGUUAAAAUGAAUAUGUAGCAUUUAAUUUCUCUUUGGGGCAUAAAGGGCAGGGAGCAACCCGCCACCUGCGCUAUUAAUGUUCGGAUAGUUCUCCUGCAGACUUGUAAGUCUUGUUCCCAUUGUUGGGCUGGCUUAGAUGUUGGUAAAGAUAUGUGGUCAGAUAUCAAUUUAUAACACAUGGAGAUUGGCUUACAAGACGGUGGUGUUACCAUUUAUGCACAGUUGUUCCCAUUCCGUCAACCCUGGUGUUACGUCCCCUUGUGGCACUUUUGGAGCGUAGUUAUGUGUGAGGAAAGAUUUAAGUUGCAGGUAGGAGUAUUGUGAGGUUGCAGGAAGGGCAAGUUUGGACACUAAAGUUGGUAAAGGCUAUAAGAGUGGUAUGUCGGAAGAGAUGAUAUAAGUGUGUUGUGCCAUGUUCAUACCACAAAUUGGUGUUAAAAGUUGGUUUACAAUACGACAAGGCCAAAAUUGGGGUAGCUAACGAUGAGCCUUUGGUGCUGCAGAGUUUGUCUAAAUCUGUCCCGUGUUUGUAAGAAUAGUCUAACAGUGGAGGCAAUAUACUGCUUUUUAAUGUUCCUGUUAGUGUUAAAUCUCUCUAAAAACCAAUGUUGGGACAGUCUUCUCUUUGCAGCCACUCCACUCCGGUGAAGUCAUCAGUAAUAAUUACUUUUUGUCAAAUCCAGUAUUUCUUUAAAGGACCACUAUAGGCACCCAGACCACUUCAGCUUAAUGAAGUGGUCUGGGUGCCAGGGCCAGCUAGGUUUAACCCUUUUUUUUUAAUAAACAUAGCAGUUUCAGAGAAACUAUGUCUAUAUUAGGGUUAAUCCAGCCUCUAGUGGCUGUCUCAUUGACAGCCGCUAGAGGGCUUCCGCGCUUCUCACUGUGAUUUUCACAGUUAGAAGACGCCAGUGUCCAUAGGAAAGCAUUGAGAAUGCUUUCCUAUGGACUGGCUGAAUGUGCGUGCGGCUCUUGCCGUGCAUGCGCAUUCAGCCGGUGACGGAAGAAGAGGGAGGAGAGGAGGAGAGCUCCCCGCCCGGCGCUGGAGAAAGAGGUAAGUUUAACCCCUUCCUCUCCAUCCAGCCCGGCGGAAGGGGGUCCCUGAGGGUGGGGGCACCCUCAGGGCACUAUAGUGCCAGGAAAGCACGAGCUGGAUGCAUGUCUGUCUGACAGUCACUAUAUGCAUGAUUACAAAUAAAUGUAAACAUUGCCAUGUCUCACUUCAUUAACCCCUUUAAGGACGGCGUGCGUGCUAUGCCGUCCUUGGGGACCCGGCUCUAAACGCCGGAAGGCGGCAUAGCGUGUCCAUGCCACCCAAAGGACUUACCUGCAUCCCAGGGACCCUCGUGAUUGUGGGACGUACCUGGCAUCCCAGGGGGUCCCCCUGCUGCCGAUCCGGCCCUCCUGGGCCAUGUGAUCGCGAGGACCUCACAAUCACAUGGACGGAAUAGCCGUCCAUAGCAGUGCCAGCAGGGGGAGUGCCUGGAAUGACAGGUAGUCCAUUUGCUGCCUGAAAAAAAGUUAAAGUUUUAAAACAGUGUAAAAUUAAAUAAUAUAUACUUAGAUUUUAUAUAUAUACACAACUCAACUUUGAAUUCUAUGUGUCGUCUUGCUCAGAAAUGCUUCUGACUUGAGAAAGGGAAAUUCUCCUGAAAGCUUGUCAUUAAAAAAGGUUUUACAAGAUACAAAUUUUAUCUGCUUUUUACAUAUAUAUAUAUAUAUAUAUAUAUAUAUAUAUAUAUAUAUAUAUACACACACACAUACAGUGUCUAAGUGUAUUUUAUUAUUAAUAUAUAUAUAUAUAUGUAUGUGAUCAAGUGCAGUAAUCAAUUGUCAGGGAUUACAUUUUACUGUCAUUUUUUUUUUUCACCCUCAGGGGUUAAAUUUAUUUGAUUAAUUUAAAUAUUUUAAAAUUAUAUUUAGCUAGCUGGGGUGGGUGGACGUUAGUGGGGAAUUGGGGGAUUUGGUGUUAGGCUAACUAGGGGUUAACGUUAAAAAAAAGUUUUAAAAUAAACUUAAAAAAACCUUUACCCAGUCCAAAUAAAAAUUAACCCCUUCCCUGCCAGUCGAUUACUGCCUACAGUGAUCAAAAUACAGAUCACAGUAUUAUACUGUGAUCAAAUUUUUUUUUAACCCCUAAAGAUUAACUUUUAUUUAUUUUUUAACCCUCAGGGGUUCAAUUUAUUUAAUUUAAAUAUUUUAUAAUUAUUAGUUUGCUAGCUGGGGUGGGUGGGAGUUAUGGGAAAAUGGUGAAUUUACUGUUAGUGCUGCUAGUUAGGGGUUAACGGUAAAAAAAAAAAGCUUAGAAAAAUGUUAAAUCAGUAAAAAAAAAAAAAAGUUUUAAGAAAGUUUAGGAAAGUUUUAAAAAAUUAAUAAGCAAAACAAAAGUUUAAAAACUAGUUUUUAAAAGUAAAAAAAGUUUAAAAAAGUUAAAAAAUACAUUUUAAAAUGCUCAUUACCACUACACUUGGUACAAGCUAGCGGAAAAAUGAUCCCAUGUUAAGGUUCAAAAUAUGCCUUUUGUAAUACCCUGGGAUGUCUUCUUUAAGAAAUGGUAUGGCUUUUUGGGGUAUUUGGAUUAUAUAGCCUGGUAAAAUACUCUAAAAUGGGACAUGGGCACAGCGUAAAAAUGUAAAGUUUGAAAAAAACUGUAAUGGCUGUGUCCCAAAUGUGCCCCUCCGAUGUCCACAUAUACCUGGCAAAGGUACAUACGUGGGUAUUGCUGUACUCAGCCGACAUAGCUGAGCAACAUAUGAAGUAUUAUACAGUUGCAGCACACAUAAGGUUUGCAAAAUAUACUUUGCAAACUCACUUUGUGUGUCAAAAAGGCAGAAAAAACGCUUAUUACCACUACACUUGGUACAAGCUAGCGGAAAAAUGAUCCCACGCUAAGGUUCAAAAUAUACCUUUUGAAAUACACUUGGGUACUUUAAGAAAUGGUAUGGCUUUAUGGGGUAGUUUGAAUUUAAACCCUGCUAAGAUGCUUGGAGAUUGCACAUAGGCCCAGCAAGUUCGGUAAAAACUGAUAUGGCUUGGUCUCCUAUAUGGCACUGUAGUGCCAAAGACAUUCAUUGGGGGUGUAUUUUUACUCAGAAGACUUAGCUGAGCAUCAUUUGGGGGGUUUGAACUUAGUGGCACAUGUAAAAUAUACAAAAUACCCAACAAAAAUGUAAUCCGUAUGUAAAAAACUCACAAAAUUAUUUUUUACCACAUACUUUGGCAUAUAUUGGUGAAAAAAUGGGGGCAUGUUAAGGCACAAUAUGCACCUUAUGAGAUACCCUGGAGUGUCUACUUUUACAAAUGGUAGGCCUUUGUGGGCUUUUUUUGAACAGUCAAACUGUUAUAAUACCCCAAAUGGAAGCAUAGGCUCAUUAAAUCCGCCUCUCAAAAUUCUACUGUAAAUACUGAAAAGGACAGGUCUCCUAUAUGGCACUGUAGCUUCACGAAAUAGUGCCAAAGACAUACACUGGGGGUAUCCUUGUACUCAGCAGAUGUAACUGAACACAAAAUAAAACUUUGUACAGGAAUAGCACACACCAACUUUACAAAAUACACAUGAGAAUUUCUUUGUUAUAAGUUUGUGUGCCAAAAACAACGCACAAUUUUACUCCCAUAUUUAGCAGAGGUUGGCGGUGAAAUGGCUAGAAAGUGUCAAAACAACCCUAGGAAAAUAGCCCGUGAUGUCUACUUUAUGUAAAUAUAUACUUUUGUGUGGCAAUUCUGUUUUCUUUUAUGGCUAUUACGCUUACAAGACAAACAUACCAAAUUCUAAAAUCGCUCCACAUUAAAAGUUUAUUUUACUCCUUGUGCUUUGUGACCUGUAACUACCAAAACAAACUUAAAAUCCCAGACACAUUAUAUAUUCUGUAAAUCAGAACAACUAAAUGAAUUUAUUAAGUGUUCUUGCAAGAACACUUAUUGUUAUCUCACAUAUAUAUUAUUCUUAUUAUAGCCAAAUUUGCCACCCUAACUCCUCCCACAGUUUUUACACUACAUAGACCAAAAUUUACCAAAACGUGCAGAUUGUUCCCGAUCGGAUUGCUAUUACUUUGUGGAACGUUUCGCCGAAUGGUUCACGGAAUAUCGUCGUUUUUGUGGCGCAAUUUGUCCCAUAGGAAUGAAUGGCAAAGCUAGAGUGGGAGCUGCCAAAAGCUGAAAAAUCAGGACAUGAUUUCUAAACUGCCACCACUCCCUUAUUUUCAGGCUCACCUACACAAUAUAUAUCUUAUAUCAAAACGUUCAGCUAUCCCUGCUGCCACUAAACAUGUCAACGGCUAAGCCGUAGUCCUGAUAGUUUUCACAAUAUGACCAUUUGUUUGCAACCAACGCCAUCCAUUGACAUUCAUUGAAACUUCACUCUCCAAAGCUCAAAUAUGAAGUGCAAUUUCUAAACUGCGACUGUGCCUUCAAUUUUAAUACUUCAGAGACAUACUAUGCAUCAAAACGUAGGUCUGGGUCUUGUGAUUCUCGCAAUAUAAAGCUCUUCGCUGUAGGAGUUAUAGUUUUUUUUAAGAUACGACCGUUUGAAGAUGGCAACCGCCAAAAUACUCUGACCUGUGUCAAGCUGCAGCAGCAAGUGAUGUCAUAGACAGGGCCUUUUGAACACCUGCUAAUGUUUUUAUAAAUGUAUGGUUUAAUGUAACUGUGCAACAACGUUGCAAUUAAAUGUGUUUUGUAAAUGAUAACAGUUACUCCGCCCACUCCAGUUGUAGACUACUGGUGGAGGCAAGAACACUUCACACAAUUUCCCCUGAAAUUGUAACUUUUCUAGUUUUUAAUUACUUUCCUUAACCUGCACUAAUUAUGCACACACUAUUAUUGCAAAAACUGUAAAAAAAAAAAAACCCACAAACAAUUUCAUUAUAUAUAUAUAUAUAUAUAUAUAUGUUACAUCAAAUUAAAGCCCUUUCUGUCCUUUAAAAAACGUUAUAUAAUAUGUGUCGGUGCAAUAAAUUAGUAAAAUGCAAAUUGCAGUUGAACACAAACAGCAAAAAAUGCUGUUGUCAUUAAGUGAAAGACAAUCUUCUGGAGCUCUGUCCUUAAGGGGUUAAGAUGAUGUAGUUAUGCUGCUUAGACUAUUCCUUUGAGGAUAAAUCGUUACAUGUUUGUGGUACUACAAUAAACACAAGAUUUUUUUCACACUGUUACAAUUUGAAUUUAUUAGUAGUAGAUGCUGCCUUCUUGGGAUGUUGUUAUACCAUUAAAAGACACUCCGUGUGAGCUCUAGUGGUUAAAUAGUCAAACUGUUUAAGUGCAGUUUACCAACCUACCUGGGAUCCGCUGUGUGCCUGAUUUUGCCUACUCUUCAGACUAACCUCCAGCACUGAUCUAAGCCAGCUGUGCCGGGCUGCAUUCAUUGGCUGAGAACACUGAGACAAUGAACCAACCCGAGAGCAAAACCAACAACCAAAAUGUUUAAGUACAUAAAUUCUAAAAAAAUAAAAAAUGAAAGUGUAGGUACACUAAAAACCGGGAUGGGGGUGUUAGUUAAUGAACACAAGGAAAAGGCAGACAUUUUUAAAUAACUAUUUUUCAUCUGUGUAUUUUAAGGAAGAACAUAUGGCAAUAGAUGUGCAAAUAACAUGCACGACAAUUGUAAUUGGCUAACUCAAGACAAGGUGCUGCAGCAACUAAAGAAAGUUAAUAUAAACAAACCCCCGGGGAUGCUGUCAGCAAACAGCUUGUUUUUCUGAGGCAAACAGCGUGCAGAGUUACAGCUUCAGACUUGAAUACAGUAAGAUUUUGCUAUAUUUAUGGAGGCAUGAGGUGCCCAGGGGGGCUAGAUGGUGGUUUUAACACUAUAGGGUCAGGAAUACAUGUUUGCUGUUUGCAUCAAAAAAAACAAUCUGUCUGCUGACAUCAGAAGUGGUGGCCUGAUCCAAUCACAGUGCUUCCCCAUAGGAUUGGCUGAGACUGACAAAGAGGCAGAUCAGGGGCAGAGCCAGCAUGAUUCAAACACAGCACUGGCCAAUCGGCAUCUCCUCAUAGAGAUGAAUUGAAUCAAUGAAUCUCUAUGAGGAAAGUUCAGUGUCUGCAUGCAAAGGGAGGAGAUACGGAAUGUUUGGAUGCAUUUUAGGCAGCCAUGACCCAGGAAGGAUCUCUAACAGCCAUCCGAGGAGUGGCCAGUGAAGUAAUCACUAGGCUGUAAUGUAAACACUGCAUUUCCUCUGAAAAGACAGUGUUUACAGCAAAAAGCCUGAAGGUAAUGAUUCUACUCACCAGAACAAAUUCAAUAAGCUGUAGUUGUUCUGGUGACUAUAGUGUCCCUUUAACCCCUUAAGGACCAAACUUCUGGAAUAAAAGGGAAUCAUGACAUGUCACACAUGUCGUGUGUCCUUAAGGGGUUAAAGGACCACUAUAGUACCAGGAAAACAAAUUCGUUUUCCUGGCACUAUAGUGUUAAUAGGUCCCCCCUCCCGCCGGGCUCUAGGGGGAGGAAGGGGUUAAAGGCUUAACUUUCUCCAGCGCCGGCUCCCUCGGCGCUGGGGACUCUCCUCCCUCUUCCGACGCAUGCACGGCAAGAGCCACGCGCGCAUUCAACCAGUCCAUAGGAAAGCAUUUCUCAAUGCUUUCCUAUGGACGCAAGCGUCUUCUCACUGUGAAAAUUGCAGUGAGAAGCGCCUCUAGCGCCUGUCAAUGAGCCACUAGAGGCUGGAUUUUAACCCUAAUGUAAACAUAGCAGUUUCUCUGAAACUGCUAUGUUUACAGCUGCAGGGUUAACCCUAGAUGGACCUGGCACCCAGACCACUUCAUUAAGCUGAACUGGUUUGAGUGACUAUAGUGGUCAUUUAAUAAAAGGAAUGGAACAUAUCCGCUAUGAAGAAAGGUUAACAAAUUUAAACUUCUUUAGUUUAGAAAAACGUUGCCUCAGAGGGGAUAUGAUAAAAUUAUACAUAUAUAUUCAUGGCCAAUACAAACCAUUGUGUGGAAAUGUAUUCACAAACCAGACUUUACUAGGACACAGGGUCAUGUGUUUAGAUUGGAAGAAAGAAGAUUUCGUCUAAGGCAAAGGAAAGGUUUUUUACAGUAAGAACAAUAAGGAUAUGGAAUUCUCUACCUGAAGAAGUGGUUUUAUCAGAGUCCAUACAGAUGUUUAAACAGAAUAUUCAAUUAUAUAAUUUUUCAGUGUAGGGGAAUAGCUUCUUGAUCUAAGGAACAAUCUGACUGCCGGUCUGGAGUCAAGAGGGAAAUAGUUUUUCCUAGUUUGUUGCAAAAUUGGAAGCGCUUCAAACUGGGUUUUUUGCCUUCUUUUGGAUCAACAGCAAAAAAACAAACUGAGGAAGGCUGAAGUUGAUGGACACAAGUUUCCUUUCAGCCUAUUUAACUACAUUAUAACUACAUUAUAUGGCUAAGAUCAGGCAUUUCAUGGAAGCUCCAAGCAUUAGCUUCCGUCUAUAAAGGAGGUAAUGGGGGACACCUGGUGUAUCCCAGGUUAGUUGUCAAACCAUUCGUACAUGGUAGUAGGUCGCUUGGUCAUUCCUGGCACUAUAACCACUUCAGUCCAGUUGACAAUGGCAUUCUUAUACCCAGAUGCUAAAUCCUGAGUUCUCUUUCUUAUAUUUCAAUAUGCUAUAUUCCCCUACAUUAUCUGAUCCUCUCAUCUCCAAAUAUUGCUAGAAUAGGUUAAAGGAUCUUAACAUGUAUAGCUUGGAGGAAAGACGAGACUGGGGGGGAUAUGAUAGAAACAUUUAAAUACAUAAAGGGAAUCAACACAGUAAAGGAGGAGACUAUAUUUAAAAGAAGAAAAACUACCACAACAAGAGGACAUAGUCUUAAAUUAGAGGGGCAAAGGUUUAAAAAUAAUAUCAGGAAGUAUUACUUUACUGAGAGGGUAGUGGAUGCAUGGAAUAGCCUUCCAGCUGAAGUGGUAGAGGUUAACACAGUAAAGGAGUUUAAGCAUGGGUGGGAUAGGCAUAAGGCUAUCCUAACUAUAAGAUAAGGCCAGGGACUAAUGAAAGUAUUUAGAAAAUUGGGCAGACUAGAUGGGCCGAAUGGUUCUUAUCUGCCGUCACAUUCUAUGUUUCUAUGUUAAUAGUUCCAUCUAAAUCUAAUUGCAGUUGCAUUUAUCUGGUGAAAUCUCGUUGUGUGCUCUUUAUGUGUGAACAUGAGUGGCACUGCAGAAUCUGUUGGCGCUGUAUGAAUAAGCAAUGAUUAGCAUUUUUUUUUUUUAUUCUCUAUUCCCACCACAGCACACUUCACUCUGACCACGAGUUAUUAAUAUUAGUCUAGUCUGAUUCCAAUGUGUUUCCCUCUUUUUAGUUGUAAAUGGAUAAUGGCAAAUCUUGUAAAACACCCUGAAUAAGAAAUGCAAAACAAGUCCCUUACGGGCCACGUGGAGAUGGGGAAAAACAAGCCUGGGUUUGCACAUUGCAGUAAUCUGAGUUCUGGAUGUUAUUGUGUUUUUAGUUGUUACCUAUCAAUUCACGUAGCUUUCUCUCCACUUUUUUCUCUCCCUUUUCACAUUUAGUAGAAUGAAGUAUGCGAUGCCUUAUCUGCCUGCUGCACAGGGAGAGUGUGAUAGGGAGGGUGUAUUUGCUAUUGAGGACAGAUUGAACCUAAUCUCAGAGAAGCCCAAGGAAGGAGACUCCAGGGUCCAGAUUUGGAGGUAA